AUGUCCUCAUCCGACGCAAUUCUCAUCGCUUCUAUUAAUAAUGCAACUGUCCAAAUGAAUCGUUAUUUACCAUUGAUAAUUUUUAUUUUUGGACUUGUUGGUAACUUAUUGAAUACACUUAUACUUUCACGGCGUACCCUUCGUACAAAUCCAUGUGCAUUACUUUUCCUUGUGUCUUCAUUAUCUGGCAUAAUAGCCAUUAUUUCCGGCUUAACCACACGGCUUACCGCUGGUUGGGCCGUUGAUUUGUCAGAGACAAUUGGAUGGUUGUGCAAACUUCGAAUAUUUGUUCUGUUCGUCUCUCGAACGAUGGUCAUUUGGUUUCUUGUCUUCGCAUCUAUUGAUCGAUGGUUAUCGUCGUGUAAAGAUGUUCAACUACGACAUUUAAGCUCGUUAAAAAAUUCUUACCGAAGUAUUUUGUUAGUAAUACUCUUUUCCAUUGCACUCAAUGGUCCUCUACUCUACUGCUAUGAAGCUAAUUUGGUCGGUACACCAGCAAAAUGCUUUGGAUUUACUGCCCCAUGCCGCCUGUAUACGGACCUUGCAUUUACCUGUGGCAACAAUGUUGUACCUUCACUGGCGAUGUUACUUUUUGGCUUAUUAACAAUUCGUAACAUCCAUUCAAUGCGCAACCGUGUCAACAACAGACAAAGUUCAGUAUUAACUCAGAAUAGUGGUAUUAAAACUCAACAACAGCAACAGAAAAAAACUGAUCGAAGUCUCUUUCGAAUGCUCUGCGUACAAAUUCUUUUCCUCAUCUUAUGCACUGCUCCAUAUACGAUUUAUCGAUUAUAUUCAACUGUAACACCACCAGCUGGAUCCAAACCUGCGUUACAAAAUGUCAUUGAAGUUUUAUUAUUCAAUUUCUGUACUAAUUUAACCUAUUUAGCAACUGCCAUGCCGUUCUACAUUUAUACAUUAUGCGGUGGAAAGGUUUUUCGCAAUGAAUUCUAUUCCGUGAUUGCAGAUACUUUUCAAAAACUAAAAUGUGCUUAA
Molecule: messenger RNA, 996 nt
Organism: Adineta ricciae
Lineage: Eukaryota; Metazoa; Rotifera; Eurotatoria; Adinetida; Adinetidae
Source: the annotation of a GenBank genome assembly